Suillus discolor is the source of this 681-nucleotide messenger RNA. RefSeq lists its product as uncharacterized. The transcript is spliced from 3 exons. Lineage: Eukaryota; Fungi; Basidiomycota; Agaricomycetes; Boletales; Suillaceae. The coding region runs from base 1 to 681 and encodes 226 amino acids. The record is from RefSeq and is a predicted model, not a curated record.
AUGAAUUCGACGCUAUCACUCACCAAAGUUUCAACUCUCUAUCCUGGCGUUCAUUAUAAAGACAACCAUGCCUCACUCGAACCAAUGUCCUUCAUAGUCUGCUUUCCCGGGACAUUUCCGAGACAGCUCUUGGAAAGGAGUGAUAUUCCUGUUCGCAUAUCAGUAUCUAUUGAUCAGGAAUAUGGAACAUUCACUACACCGGUCAUAGAGGUUGUAUCGUCAGACUUGAGUCGCUGCAACAGCAUACUACACUGUUCAGGAGACUUGGACAAUUCGACCUCAGCUAUGUCCUAUGAUGACGACAAACCCACUAUAUCAUUUCUCCCACUCCCACUUUCGUUUGACUACAUCAAUCCAGCUGAUUGGCAAACAGUUUACCGGCAAAUUCAGGAAUGGCUCACCACAGAAGUUGACACGGAAUCGUCACUGUGGACGUGGGGAUGUGACGCUUUCUGGCUGGCAUUCGUCGCCGCCUAUCCGUCCUUUCCAAUGGGCAAGUGGUCAAUGUGGGAUCCUCAUAUUCCGCUGAAGGGAUCAUUCAUUGAACACUGGUUAGAACGUUCGAAUGAUAGCAAUACUGAGGAGGUUCUGGUCCAGGAUGACAUAGUGAGUCAUAUUUGGAACGAAUUUUGUAAACACGCGGCGCUCUUCUAUCCCCUUCCCCUCAUUUCCUCGGCUUGA